Molecule: messenger RNA, 2142 nt
Organism: Magnusiomyces paraingens
Lineage: Eukaryota; Fungi; Ascomycota; Dipodascomycetes; Dipodascales; Dipodascaceae
Exons: 4
Coding region: 1-2142 (713 amino acids)
Biological process (GO): transmembrane transport
Molecular function (GO): transmembrane transporter activity
Source: RefSeq, a predicted model, not a curated record
AUGUGCGAUUCAAGUCAACAGGUUAACAUGGUCCAACGCACUGACUUUUCGCUCGCAAACCUUUUGAGUUUUUAUGGGUUAUGCUUUUUUUGUAUCUCGAUCAUGGUCUUUUUGUCGGCUACACAGCCGAUAUUCUUGACUGAUGUUUUGGGAAUACAUACUAGGCUGGGAAGCUACACUGGUAAUCUUACAUUUGCAGAUGAAGUUCUCACUAUGAUUUUGGCCCCACUUUGGGGUUCUCUUAGUGAUAAGAUUGGCACUCGACCUAUCGUUGUUGCUGGAAUGAUUAUUGUGGGUGUGUCACUGUUUGUGUUCACCGUUGCCAAAAAUGUUUACCCCGAUAUGCUGUUCCUGCGCCUUUUUUUUGCAGUCGGUGCUUCGGCCUCCGGAUCUAUGAUUACAGCUAUUCUUUCUGAGAUCAGUACUUUUCGUGUAUCACCUACAAAGCUUGUGCGCAAAUUUUGGCUCAACACCAAGGCCAACACACUCAAGCAGAUUGAUAGACUCCGUGGUCGUUCCACCAAGCCUGAGCUUUCCAUUUCUGCCGACGGACAUAACGAUCCGUACCAUAAUAGUAACUCUCCACUGAUUUCACAAUAUACUGAUGGCGAAAGUCAUGAUGAAACUGAAGCUGCAACUUCUUCAGCCGCCGCAGCCGCGCCUCUCCCCCAGGAGCCAUCUCCUUGGGCAGGCACAGAUCCUGAGUCGGAUGACGAAUUUCAAAAUGGCAUCAAAAGCAAUAAUAAUGGAUCCGGUUUUUACGGUCGCGGGGAUGUUGAAACUGAAGGACAUGAUGACGAUGAAUUUUUUGAAGUAGUACAGCCAGGAACCCGUAAUGGCAAAGGUACGGCUAUGGUUGGUGUAAUGACGGGGUUGGGUGCGUGUUUUGGCGCGUUUGUGCUGGUUGCACUACCAAUGCGCUUGCGCUUGAACAACGGUCUUUCGCCAACAGCUGCUGUCAAAGUUGCGUACUACAUUGUGGGAUCGAUUGCACUGUUCAUUGGUUCUCUGCUUCUUUUGGGUCUGCACAAUGACCGCACUAAGAAGAUUAUGUAUUGGUUGACUGGUCGAAUUCCGGAAGCGGAUCGGGUUGCGCUUGGUGUGGAGACGUCAGCAGAGCAAUCUACGGUUACACCGGAUGGGCAAGUGAUUGAGCAGGUAACACCAUCUUAUUUUGAGUUGUUGAAGCAGGGAUUCUCUAUUGCGCUAGAAGAUAAGCAGAUUGCACUUGCGUAUUGUGGUGCGUUUAUUGCACGCUCUACGACAGUAGCCACUGUCAUGUUCAUACCCCUUUUAAUCGCUGCUAAUAUGCACGACGCAUCACCUCGCUGUGCUUCAUCUAGUGUUCCCGCUUCAGAACUUUACGGUACUUGUAAGCGAGGAUACGUGCUUAGUUUUUCUGUUAUGGGCAUGACGCAAACUUGCACACUCUUGUUUGCACCAUUAUGGGGCUACACUACUGAUAGGUUUGGGCGCAAGGUUACAAUGCUUGUAUCAAGUGUUAUUGGCGUUAUCGCGUUUUUGGGUUUUGGAAUUUCGGCCAGUACCUCUGCGGAGUUGAUUUUGUAUACUGGUGGUAAUGACGAUGCUGACAAGUCUUCUUCAGCACUGGCAGGAGCUCCUGGGGGUGCUAUGCUUGCCAUUUAUUCGCUGGGUAGCUUGAUGGGUGUUGCUCAGAUUGGGUCCAUUAUUUCGUCCAUGUCAAUGUGCACUGACACAAAACGAGUAUCGAGCGGAUCGAUUGCUGGAGUGUACUCAUUUUGCGGUGGGUUAGGAAUUUUAGUGCUUUCCUUUGUUGGAGGUAGGCUUGCCGACUUUUUCCCAGGUGCACCUUUUAUCAUAAUUGCCAUGUUUUACCUUGUGCUCAUCGGUCUGACAGUGGCACAGAUGCCUGUACUCAAGGAUCGCCUAGAGAGGAUGAUUCCAGAAAAUAGACAGAUUUCUCUGGAAGACGAUGACAAUGAUAAUCACGGUGACAGUCCUUCAGAAACACCUCGGCAAACAGUUUUCCAGUCAGCAAAAUCAAGGUUCGAUUCGUGGUCGCCUUUAUUAAAACAUCCAAGUACAUGGAUUCCUGGAAUAAACUCCCAUGGACAAAUCAGAUUGGGAAAUGAUGAAAGUGUUAUUCAUUAUGAUGACUAG